AUGAUGAAAUUUAUUUGGUUUUCAUAUUUUUCCACAUUGGUAACAUUAAUUUCUAGUAAUGAAAAAGAUUAUUUCUAUAGAGAAUUUUAUCCAAGUUCAGAUAGAUUUAAUGAUGAUUAUUCACACAGAAAUUAUGAAGGUUAUAAUGAAUACUCACCGUAUAAUGAUUAUAAUAACGGGAAUGAAUAUAAUUACUAUUCGAAUGAUGGUUAUAACAACUAUGAUUAUAAUUAUGAAGAUUAUUCAUACCAUGAAUAUGAUGACAAUAAAGAACCAAGAGGACAUGACGAACACUCUGACUAUAGAUACCCUCCAAAUCCCCAUGAUCACUAUGAAACUAAUGAAGGAAAUAAUUAUGAUGAUAAAUAUCCUGAUGAUUAUAACAAUCUUGAUUAUUACAAUAAUUACAAUGUUGAAGAUCAUGAUAAUCAUCGAACUUCAGAUCAUAAUAAUCAUCAAACACAGGGACCUGAUUAUCAUGCUUAUCAAAAACACGAAAGAGAUACGUUCAGAUAUCAGGACUAUGUAUUAAAUCAUUGGAAUAAUCACAAACCAUAUACAGAUUAUGAAUAUCAAUAUUACCGAGUGAAACCAAAUCAUUAUGAUGAGUAUUCGGAUAACGGUGUAGGAAACUAUAAGCCCAGAGGAGAAAAUCCAUCACAACGUACUACUAUGAAACCUGAUAAUGAUGAAUUUAACUUUUGAUACAGAACUUCUUAUAUAACAACAUUAUUUAUUUUUCUCUAAAUUGAUGUAUUAAUAAUAUAAUAUCAUAAGAUUAUGUAUCCAUAUUUUAGGUUACUCAAUAGGUUACUGCUAUCCAUCUUUUUAUUAUCCAUAAAGCAUCAUUUGUCUUCUUAAUUGUUUAUCAGUGAGAUGAUAGCAACCGAUGGUUAGAGACACAGGUGCAUCCACUCUUUGUGUUCUCCCAAAUUCUCAUCUCCUGAAUCCUCCUUGUCUCUUUUCUCUCUUUCCAAAUUUAUUUCACUGGAUUAUAAUCCUUGGAUAACAUCUUGAAAUCCAAAUAUUUCCGACUACUGUUUAUACUCUUGCUAAGUCUACCACUAUAGGAUUUGAAUCGACAAUUGUAUUUCUGUGCUAAUGUGAUAUGGGAACUCGAACUGAUGUACCUACGUACGAAGUUCUACAUUGUUACUGACUGACUGACAUCAGUGUAAAAGAUGAUACAGCGAUAUUCCAUUUAGUUGAAUAAAUCAAUAUUAUACAUUGUUAUUGUAAAUUAUGUAGAUCUUUGAAAUUUUCAUUUGUAAUAGUAAUAGUUUAUUUUGUUGUUAUGCAUUAUCUUUAUCCUAUUUUAAGAUAACACUUCAAUAUCGUAUUUUUAUUCAUUCAUAAGCUGAAUAUUUAGGUUUAUUAUUUGACAGAUAUAUAUAUAAUUUGAAGUGAGUAAAAUAAAAAGAAACAAAAAAACAACCUGAUCUGCAA
Schistosoma haematobium is the source of this 1446-nucleotide messenger RNA. RefSeq lists its product as uncharacterized. NCBI's taxonomy places the organism in Eukaryota, Metazoa, Platyhelminthes, Trematoda, Strigeidida, Schistosomatidae. The transcript has a single exon. Bases 1 to 705 code for a protein of 234 amino acids. The record is from RefSeq and is a predicted model, not a curated record.